Molecule: messenger RNA, 2366 nt
Organism: Neogale vison (American mink)
Lineage: Eukaryota; Metazoa; Chordata; Mammalia; Carnivora; Mustelidae
Product: zinc finger protein 785-like
Biological process (GO): negative regulation of transcription by RNA polymerase II
Molecular function (GO): DNA-binding transcription repressor activity, RNA polymerase II-specific
Source: RefSeq, a predicted model, not a curated record
GGAAGUGUCUCGAGGAGUGGUCACAUCCAGCAGGCCCCCGGGUGCGGUCACGGAACCACCUGCUCAGAGCUCUGCUGGAACUCUGGGCAGAGCCCGGUCAGGCCUUGGUUCAAGAACACGACAACCCGCAGAUCACCUUUCUCCUGCUCAGACUGUGGCCGCAACUUCAGCUACCCCUCCCUCCUGGCCACCCACAGGCGGGUCCACUCCGGGGAGCGGCCCUUCCCCUGUGACCAGUCGGCCCGUUUCUCCCAGCGCGAGGACCUGCUCCAGCAUCAGCUCAUCCACACAGGGGAAAAGCCCUACUCCUGCCCUGAUUGUGGGCGACGUUUCCGCCAGAGGGGCUCCCUGGCCAUCCGCAGACGGGCUCACACCGGGGAGAAGCCCUACCCAUGCCCAAACUGCGAAAGUCGCUUCACUUACCCCUACCUGCUAGCCAUCCACCAGCGCACACACACAGGCGAGAAGCCCUACAGCUGUCCGAGCUGCAGCCUCCGUUUCGCCUACAGCUCCCUGCUGGCCAUCCACAGGCGCACCCACACAGGCGAGAAGCCCUACCCCUGUCCAGACUGUGGCCGCCGGUUCCCCUACUCCUCUCUCCUCCUCAGUCACCAGCGCAUUCACUCGGAAAACCGGCCCUUCCCCUGUCCACAGUGUGGGAAGGGCUUUAAGCGCAAGUAUGCCUUGGAAGCCCACCAGUGGAUCCAUCGCUCUGGCAAGAGGCCGAGGUGGCAGCGGCCUGCAGUAGGGCUCUCGGAGCCAGUGCUUGUUUUGGGAGGCCAGGAUCCCCCAGUUCAUUUCCGGUGCUUUCCAGAUAUAUUUCAAGAAUGUGGGUGAUGGAGCUCGCCAGAGAUGACCUGUUUUCUUUGGAAGGGAAAAGGCAAAGUUGAUGUAUUUGGGGGAUAAGGAAUGGAUGGAAAGGAAGUAAGCACUUAAGGCAAACAAAGCUCUGAGUUAAGGGGGCACAGAGCUGGUCCUUCGGGAGGAGGAGGGAAUCUGAAAGGUCACCUGAAGGCUGAACCCAUUUUCUGAGGCUCUCGCUCCCCCUUCCAAGUCCCACUUGGAGUUUCUUCGCAGGAAAUCAUUCACCUACCUGGCUUUUCUCCCUGGACUGUUCUCUCCCUCAGAGGAUCCUGCUUUCUGGUCUGUGUCUCUCCUGUUCCUCAGAGAUGGGGCCCCUCGGUGCAAGAACCCAUUCAAGGAGCCCAUAUACAUUCUGAGUAUCCCCUGGAACAGAAGGGACACCUUGGGCCUAUCCUCAGUAGGGGAAGCUCACCCAAGGAUUCUUCUAGCCAGGGUCGAUGAGACAUCUGGCAAGGAAACACAGCGUCAAGCCACUGUUGGCACUCUUGGUCUUAAAGUCCUGAAGGUGACCCCAGGGAGGAGAACAACGGCUUCGGGCGGGGAACUGUCCUGCCCUUCGCGCACAUCGCACAGAGCGCACAGAAGUGUCAAGCUUAGCUUAAAGGUUUUUUUCCCCCUCCAACUUCUAUGAAUCAGUGACUGCAGUGUUUUUCUCUUCAGAUACUUGCAUGUUGUCGGGAUUUUACACCUUCUGAAUGAAGAUGUGUUCUUGGGCCACAGCAGCUGGAAACAUAAUGCUGGCAUUUUUGUUUAAGAGAGUAAAUUACCUGCCAUUAGGCUUGAAAUCAAGGCCAAGUAUCUCCAGUCUAGUUUGUAGUGUACGCUUGUAUGUGUCAGUAGUGAAGAGGGUCUUUCUGACCCACUCGGACCUGCUAGCCGCACUUUUGAUCAGACUAUGGAAGGAAUAAGGACUUCGGUGGGACCAAGCAGAGCCGUGAGCCAGGAGCGGUCCUGGGGGACACGAGUAUCUCUGAACAAAGGACUGCUCUUGGAACCUCUGGGUUCCAAAGAUGAUUAGGAAUGGGAACUGGGUGUUAUUUUACUGAACCACAUAGCCUCUCCUGAACUAGUAGAUCUGGAUUCUGGGUUUGGCUCAGUUCCCACUCGCUGUGGGACUGUAAGCCUGUCAUUCAACCUUUCUAAGCCUUCACUGUCUCGCUUGGCUACUCCACAGGUUGUCUGAGAGAAAACCUGAAGGCACCUCCCACGAAGAACGAGUGGCCGAGCGCCCCCACGACGUCUCUACGGAAUCGCGAGUCUCUAAGUUGCUACAUUUGCUUUAUCACGUGCCGACCGCUCAGUCCGUCCCGUCUGCUCAUUUAUCUCUUAUUUUUAUUUCACGGUAAGUUGCAGGCAUCAUUAUUCUUCACUCCUGAACACUUCAACAGCAGGCUGAGAUUUAUGCAAGAAACAGCAGCUCUCCCUUAAAAUUCAAAUGUACUGGGCGCCUGGGUGGCUCGGUGGGUUAAGCCUCUGCCUUCGGCUCAGGUCAUGAUCCUGGG